AUGGUUGUUCAAACUGAACUGAUACAUUUUGUUAUUUUCUUUACGAUUCCAUUCUCAUCCUUUUCAGACAUGGCUUCGGACGACAGCGACGAUGAAGUACGCGUGGCAGAUAUUUUAGACUCAAUGAACGAGGAAAUGGCAGUCGUCAUGGGCGGACUAGAAAGUGACGCGGUUUGCAGUUUUACGAAGGGUUACAUGAAACGUCAAGCAGUUUAUGCUUGCCGGACGUGCUUGAACAUAUCGACAAGUUUGGCAGGAUUUUGCUACCAGUGUUCUGUUAACUGUCAUGCAGAACAUGAUGUUGUUGAACUGUACACAAAGCGCAAUUUUCGCUGUGAUUGUGGUAACGCUAAGUUCAAUGGUUUCCGGUGUAUUCUCUGGGAGGAAAAAGACGAUGAGAAUGUUGGAAAUCAGUAUAAUUCUAACUUUUCCAACAAAUAUUGUACAUGCAAACGACCUUAUCCAGAUGAAGAUUAUGAGGGUUGCGAAGAAAUGAUUCAAUGUGGCAUAUGUGAAGACUGGUUCCAUGUGGAACAUUUAAAUAUGGGCAAUCAAUUUGUCAAACCAGAAGAAUACGAAGAAAUGACUUGUUUUCAAUGCGCCCGGAAACACGCCUUCCUUUUACUUUAUGGAAUGUAUGCUAAGGAGCAACCUUUGACGAAUAUGAUUAAUGGAGCCCUAAGUGAAUGUCAAAAUGGGAAUAACGACAUUCUGUGCAUUAAUGAAUCUGAUGCCAAACGCUCUCGGUUGGAAUCAACUUCUGAUCUGCUUAGUUCAUCUGCUUGUCGUCUUUCAAGCCUUAUUUCGGACCUUAAUUUAAAUAUCCGAGACACUUAUCAGAUACAAACGAGCGAUUUGCAUUUGAUUGAUGAAAGUAAAACACCGUCCAUAUUUUGGUCUGAGGGAUGGCGUGAUCGACUGUGCUGUUGUUCCAAAUGCAAAGUGAGUUGUAUCAUUGUAUCAUUCAUUGAAUCAAUUUUUGCCUUCGAUUGUCAAUUGUAUGUUCCCCAUUGCAUCACAGAAUGA
Molecule: messenger RNA, 1026 nt
Organism: Echinostoma caproni
Lineage: Eukaryota; Metazoa; Platyhelminthes; Trematoda; Plagiorchiida; Echinostomatidae
Source: the annotation of a GenBank genome assembly